This is a messenger RNA of Mycetomoellerius zeteki, 904 nucleotides long. RefSeq lists its product as uncharacterized. The transcript is spliced from 4 exons. NCBI's taxonomy places the organism in Eukaryota, Metazoa, Arthropoda, Insecta, Hymenoptera, Formicidae. The coding region runs from base 98 to 904 and encodes 268 amino acids. The record is from RefSeq and is a predicted model, not a curated record.
GAAUGCAUUGAAUGCAGUCGAGGAAGCAACGAAACAUCAUCGCGAUGAUAAAAGAAUCUUAUGAAAGACUAAACCCAAAUUUAAUCACACGAGGAAAAUGUCGAACGAGAAAUCAGUGAAGGGUAUUACUGUUUUCAGCAGAGAGGAGUAUGAUAACCACCAGAAAUCCCUCUCGACGAAAAAGGAAUGGCCUGGUAUCAACGUCAGAACUGAUUCACGAACGACGUUGAAUAUACCAAUACUCAUUAUGGAGCUGUACCGAUUAGUACCCUAUAAGGAAGGCCGCUACGUGAAUUUUCACCCAUUCAAUAUGCCUCAUAUUAAAAUAAAAAAAAUCGAACUAGUCGGAACUGUUACGCGUGUUAAGCACAAUGCCAAUAAUCUGUUUCUGACAAUUGAGGAUGGGACAGGAGUGGCACAUGUUAAUUAUAAAUUGGAACAAUAUAUGUACUCAUUGAAAAAACGACAGGAAAUUGAUGAGAAAUACAGGAACCAAGCUGGAAAUUUAAUAAGUGAGGCAAAAGCGGGUAGAAGCUGUCCAAAGAAAUUUCCUGAGACACGUCCAAAAUUCUCCUAUCCACAUGAUGCAUCUUUACAUGAUAUAGCUGCUCUGGAGAAUGAGUGGUGGUCAGAGACAAAUGAUGGUUUGUUGGGUAAAGAAAUUCAACCGUUUGACUACGUAUAUGUCACUGGAUACCCGUGUCUCGACACAAACUUUCAAAAGAUACCAGAACAGAUUACUGCAGAGUUUAUCAAGAAUGCAAGACUGACUGUGUUUGCAAUGUCUGUCAUGUGCAUCUCUGAGGAGAUGUACAAUAAAAAGUUAUUGAUGUGGAUAAACACCACUAUUUGUCAAAGGUACACAGGGAAUAAAGGCUGUGCAUAUAGUACAAAAAAUAAAUAG